Molecule: messenger RNA, 633 nt
Organism: Amorphotheca resinae ATCC 22711
Lineage: Eukaryota; Fungi; Ascomycota; Leotiomycetes; Helotiales; Amorphothecaceae
Exons: 1
Cellular component (GO): mitochondrial large ribosomal subunit
Molecular function (GO): structural constituent of ribosome
Source: RefSeq, a predicted model, not a curated record
AUGCCUCCUCUCCUCCCAACGACUCCCCUCCCCUCGCUCACGCAGCUGCGCAGCUUCAGCAGCACGGCGCGCACGCUCGCGAAGUCCAGCAUGAAGCGGCUCGAAGCAGAGCACAGCGCGAUCCCGGCGUACCCGUACGGGCCGUCGACCAUCUACAAGCAGUCGAACUUCGGGCUGUACGGGCGGCAGAAGAUCCGGUUCGGGAACAUGGUGUCGGAGAAGAACGAGAUCAAGACGCGGCGGUACUGGCGGCCGAACGUGCACCUGCGGCGGUUGUGGAGCGAUAGCUUGAAUGGCUUUGUGCGCAUCAGGGUCACGACCAGAGUGCUGCGCACCCUGGAUAAGUGCGGUGGCCUGGAUGAGUAUUUGUUGGGCGAGAAGGCCGGCAGGAUUAAGGAGUUGGGAAUGGGUGGCUGGAAGUUGAGGUGGAGGAUCAUGCAGACGGAGAAGGUGAAGGAGAGGUUUAGAAAACAGAGAGAGGCUCUGGGACUGCCGCCGCGGGAGGAGGUGCUUCUUGGCUCGGAUGGGAACGUGGCUACGAAGCAGCAGAUCGAGGAGCAGGUUAGGAAGUAUGACGAGGACUUGCAAAAAGGAGCUGAUAUAGAGAUCGGGGAGGAGUCGGAGGGAAGUUCU